AUGUCACAAGCUGACGUCUCUUAUUGUUGUGGCUCUUGUGGAUACCCUCUAAACUUGACAUCAUCAAAUAGAAUCACUUCUGACUCUGCAUCUAAAUAUCAAAAGUCAGUUAAGAAAGGAUCAAUCAUUUUUGCUUCAAUUGAUCUCAGCCGAUUUACGCGGAUUGACGAAAUAGGUUGUUUUCCUGUCUCAUUGUUUAAUCGAUCAAAGACUAAACUGCUUUGCCGUAAAUGUGGGGUUCAUAUUGGUUAUGGUUAUGGUGGAGAAUCACAUGCUCUUUGUGGAUUUGAGUAUCCUACUUCAUCUAGCUCUCAGAGGAAAUACGCAAUAAAGAUUCACUCAUUACAGCCUUCUUCAGAAGAGUCUUGA
Molecule: messenger RNA, 369 nt
Organism: Cajanus cajan (pigeon pea)
Lineage: Eukaryota; Viridiplantae; Streptophyta; Magnoliopsida; Fabales; Fabaceae
Source: RefSeq, a predicted model, not a curated record